Messenger RNA from Microsporum canis CBS 113480, 1011 nucleotides. RefSeq lists its product as hypothetical. The transcript is spliced from 3 exons. Bases 1 to 1011 code for a protein of 336 amino acids. The record is from RefSeq and is a predicted model, not a curated record. Lineage: Eukaryota; Fungi; Ascomycota; Eurotiomycetes; Onygenales; Arthrodermataceae.
AUGGUGGCCCGGAGGCAGGCGUGUGAAGAUGCCUUGAACGAGCUGACGGCCAUGGCAAACAAGACGAUGAUUGCAACAGGACGGUGGUUUCGUCGUCCGGACCGUGGUACACACGAGCUGAAGCGUCACAUACCACCAGCGCAUGAGCAGUUCCAGCGGGCUCUUGACCGGCUGCAGCAGGAAAUUUUUCUCGCCAAAGCUCUGCUGGAGAAGGAUUACCACGCUAUACGUGAGAAGAAGGCGGCCACGAACAGGGCUCAGCAAGGAGGGGAUGCGGCAGUAGGUGACCAGCCAGUUGCGCCAGCCCCAGCAGCACCAUCAUCGUCAACAGAACCCCCCGUAGCACCUCCAGCGGCAGCACCUGCCGUCGAUGGAGCUCUGCUGCCGACCACAGAGCCGGUUCCCACGGCUACUCCCGCACCCACUACACAACCAGCAGAUACGCAGGUGCAGCCGUCGUUACCGCCAUCAGAACCAACAGCUGUCCCAACAAUAUCACCGCCACUUACCACAGCGGCAGCAGAGCCAGUCCAACCGCCAACCACUGCAACGGGGGACGCGCCGGAUCCUGUAUCCAAUGACACUUCCCUCGAUCUACCUUCUACCACCGCCGAGCCCAUGGCACACACCCGGAGUAGCCUCAGCCAUGCCUCAGGCUCCAUAGGUUCGCUUCUCCCGGGUCUAGAGACAUACGCCAAUACCGGCGAGGAGGCCAUUUUGGACCUCUUGCCGACGAACGGACAGUCCAAUAACCAGGUCAAUCAGGUCAACGGCCAGGUCAAUGGUCAGGCCAAUGGCCAGACUAGUAUCCAACAAAACAAUCAGAGUAAUGUACAGAAUCAGAAUAAUACGACUACAGAGAACCCCCGUCGCGAUGUGGUGAUGGAGGACGUGCCAGAGUCAAACUUUGACGACCUCUUCGUCGGGUCAGGAGACUUUGGCGGCGACGCUGAUGACUUGAUGCUGAAUACUGCUGAAAUGACCGAGCUGGAUGAUUCGUGGUUUCAGUAA